AUGACCGAACGGAUCCGAGCCGAGCCGAGCCCUAAACCCCAAAACCUUAAACCCCUAAGCCCUUCAUUGAGCGCUUCGGAAGCCCCUGGCUGCCCCGGAGGCCAAGCCGGUCCGGCCUUGCUCGAACUUCUCUGGUCCUUUUUUGGCGAGGAGCAGCAAAAAGGCAACUUCCCCUUCGAGCCAGUGUUUCUGAGCGUGCGGGUGAGGGCCGUCCCUACGAUCUAUGCCGUCACCUACGAGGAGAUGUCCCAGUUCUAUGCGUGCGUCUUUUGGCCAUGGGAUGUGAUGAUGAUGCUCUUCAGUGAGCUGUACACUAUGCUCGUGCCCUUGUUUCUGCCCGAUCGCCAUUGGAUUGUCAGCACUAUGUUGUGGUCACUCAGAUACUCUGACCAGAAUUGGUGGCACAUCCGUGCUCGCAAUGUGAAGGCCCAGCUGCCAUCUGCCGGGCUGGCGCCCUUUCCGAUCCCCUACGAUCCCUGGAUUGGAACCGACCAGUUCGACGGACGAGAGCAGGCGGCCUAUUGGCUAUCCCUCACGGAGUUCCAGCAGUAUCCCAACCUUGGUCAUUUCCGCAGCGUCCCAGAUCUCUUGGCGCAGCUGCGGCAGUUUGAUGCGGAGGAGGCCAAGCGCGGCAUGAGAGCCUUCAACGAGGCCACACUGCGGAGUUCGCUGGACUUCUACCGCUGGGCCGCGGCAUGUUUGUUAGGGAAUUCCAUGCUGCCGUGGCUGUGA
Messenger RNA from Symbiodinium sp. CCMP2456, 732 nucleotides. NCBI's taxonomy places the organism in Eukaryota, Dinophyceae, Suessiales, Symbiodiniaceae. The record is from the annotation of a GenBank genome assembly.